Molecule: messenger RNA, 567 nt
Organism: Telopea speciosissima
Lineage: Eukaryota; Viridiplantae; Streptophyta; Magnoliopsida; Proteales; Proteaceae
Product: protein FAR1-RELATED SEQUENCE 5-like
Exons: 4
Coding region: 1-567 (188 amino acids)
Source: RefSeq, a predicted model, not a curated record
AUGAAGGAACCUCGUGCAGAAAGCAGAACUGAUUGUCUUGCAAGAUUGUGUAUAUCUAGGUUGAAAGAUGGUCAAUAUGAAUUUGCCCAUGGAAUAGAUUUGGCUGAUGAUUCCGGUAUCAGGCCCAAUGCCACUUUUGAUUUGAUGGGCAUGCAAGUAGGUGGUAGCGAAAACCUAGGUUGCACCAGGGUAGAUCUUAAUAAUUACCUUCGAACCAAAUGUCAGCGUGAUCUAGCCUUCGGUGAAGCUGGGAGUUUGCUAGCAUAUUUUGAAAACCAGACAAGGAAGAACCCAUCAUUUACAUACUCUUUGCAACUGGAUAAUGGAGAACAGAUAACAAACAUAUUUUGGGCAGAUCCGAUGAUGCUCAAUGACUAUGCACUGUUUGGUGAUGUUGUUAUCUUUGACACUACAUUUUGCACAAACCUCUGCAAUAGGUUCUUCGCAGGGUUCAACAACAGUAGCUCGAUCAAGUUGAUCUAUCUCCAAGACAAGAAACAGCAUGGAGACCGUUUUCAGAAAGCUUGGACAAUGAAGAAUAGUGUUAUGAAAAAUAGCUUGUUUUGA